GUUCUGUUCUUAUAAGUAAAGUCUAUAUAGUUUUUUAAACAAACGUUGAAGUUUCUAUAUCAGUUGGAAAUAUAUAUCAGAAACAAUUAGCUUUGAGAGACAUACUGCAAUGUUUUAUGAUGCUAAAAGUGGUAAAAGACUAAAAUAGUUCUCAACUACGCAACGUGUCAAUAACCUUAUAAUUCAGUUAGCCAGUUAAUGCUUUAUAAAAUACUCAAAGGUGAUCAUCUUUAGAUAUGUAUAGAAAAUAUGUAUCAGUGAUUUUACUGCAAUUAUUGUGUGUGAUCUUAUCUAUACAGUCGAUUUAUACAAAGAAGGAGGAGAUAGAGAGACUACAGACAGAAAUUGGUAAGCUCUCCCGUCAAGUUAUGCUACAACAAUUAUUUAUAGAAGAAAAAAUUCGAAGUGACGGCGAUUCAGGUUUGAAACAAACGAGAAUUAUAAACGUUGGAACAAAACCGUACCACUUUCCGACAACGAGAUCAAAACGGGGAGUUGCAGCCAUUCAUGAUCACUCCCAUAUGAAACGUACAAUCGGUGUCGGUGAAUUUGUUGCCGUGUUAAAUGGAGUUGAAUUCAGAACACGACAUAAUGAUCCUGAACUACGCAUGCCAAGUACUACAUCAAACAAUUUCUUAGAAACUGAAGAAAUACCUUUCCCUGAUGUUCCACCUGAGGUAAUACAGAAACCCACUGAGGCUGAACAGGUACAAGAAAUGCGCGAGUGGUUUAGGGCUUUUAAUAAUCAAAAUUACACAGAAAGGGACUAUCGCAAAUAUUUCAAACCUGUUCUGUGUUAUCUAGAGGGAAUGUGGGUCUAUGAUAACUAUUCUCAUAUGUUGGAACCAUUUUUAAGUGACAGGCAUCAGUUUGAUGCAAGCACUUUUUAUGACCUUGAAGAGAAAAUAAUGUUCACAUCUUACGGAGGACGAAAAGACGGUCUUGAAAAUUUUGGAUGGCUACCAAAAACUAUAAUUAAUAUUGAAAAUGGGAAAUCCCCAUUAUACGGCCAAUGGAUAUAUAGAAUUGUUUGUCAUCCUUUGAAGCGUGAUCUUCCAUUAAACCGUUUGCGCAUGGCCGAUGAUUUAAGCUCGAGAAUGAUGUUCCUACGUUCAGAAGAGGAGGAGAUAAAGACUAGACGUGCCCGUUUUAAACUAAAUCAACGUGACAGUAACGUCUGGAAUGAAAGAUUCAAUCAAAAUACCGCUUUAAUUGACAGCUUAAUGGGUGAAAUACCCGGAUUAGACAACUAUGGCGGUAACUUGACAGACGAAGCGUUAAAUCUUCCAGCAUAUAGUGCUGAUGGUAAAAACAUGAAAAAGAAAAAGUUAUUAAACAGUGCAUAUUAUCAUCGAUUUUGGGAGGAGAUUCGACCUGAUUACAUGCGUUUAUCGUUACGAAAACGAGCUUUUUCUGACAGCAAUCUGUUUAUGUCGAUGACAUCACAACCACAAGUUGGAGGAAAAAGUUUAAACUAUUGCACGAAAGAGGAAUCAUUACAGAACAAACCUUGUAAAUAUUACAACCAGCGAUGGUCAUAUGCUGUUCCAUUUGAAAUCAUAUACCUUAACCCACUUAGCAAUUGGAAUCCUUAUAAUAUUACCUACAAAGGUCAUUACAAGAAUGACCCGGAAGCACAAUACGUUACAGAGAAAGGGAAACGAAAUGGCGGUAAUGAUAUUCAUACAGCAUAUAAUGGUACAAAUAGUUGGUAUUUUUUCCAAACCCCACAAAGUUUUUAUAGUGGAAAAGAAAGGAAAAGGGGAAACGCGGGAAACGGAGGCAUCGGUGUGUUAGAUCGAACCGGAAAAGUCAGAUAUACCAGGUCAGCAGGUAUUCGGGUAUUUCUUCCAGAAAUUAAAGAUAUAGGGAUCAUUCGUCAGAGAUACCCAAUCAUGCCACUCUACAGCGAAGGUAACGCCGCGUAUAAAGAAAUGGAAUCUCUAAAAGACAUAGUUUUGGAAAAUAACAAAUAUCUGAAAAUGUUCCACAAUGUACUUGAAGAUGAAAGUAUUGAAAAAUUGAGAAAGAAACAGAUCAAAUUGUCUAUGAAAAGUGGGAUAACGCUGAUAAUGUCAAUGGCAACCAUAUCCAAUCCGGGUCCGCAUACUCAUUAUAUUGAUUUAUCAGCAGAAAACGUCAAAGCCUUAAAAUCGAAUAAAAAGUUAAAUGUUAGAAGCAGUGAGGAUAGUGGUCAUUUUCAUCGUGUUAAAAUUAUCUACCGACCACAUCUUAGUAAUCCAUUCGUUAUGAAACGGUGUGACAACAAAAGGAAAUGUUGGGAUGGACAUAAAAAGCUUUACCUUGAAAACGAGGCGCAAAUGCCGGAAGUCGAAGAAGCGGGAAAAGACGUAAAUGAAGACGAGAGACCAGAGAGUUAUAAUGAAUAAAUUUUACACUAAUAUUUUUCUGGAUCUGAACACUAAAAAAUUGCUCUACAGAAUAUUUGAUUAAGAUGGCAUUUAUAUGUAUGUUGCAAUUUGUUAUACCAGCUUAUUAUGGGGAUAAAUCAUUUUGACUGUGGCACUUGUAGUUUUAAUGUAAUUUUUUGUAAACGUGCAUAGCUCAGUGCAUGCGAACAAGCUUUCGGCAAAUUCGAUAACGGGAGGACAAUACUUUAAUCGCAAUACACUUCUGCAGAUUAUGAUAAAAUAAAAGUUAAUGUAUAUAACAAAAAUUUGCAAACACUGUGAAUAUACCAUUGAAGUAUAUAAACAUUUCAACUGAAUCCUGAAAAUUUGAUGUUUUAUGAGACUAAAAUAAGUCUCUGUAUAAGAGGGCCAAAUGAAGCUUGUGUGUUAUUCUUAAGAAAGGUAUACGAAUCAAACCUUCUUAUAAGUUGCAUGCUGGGUUUCACUUCACUUCAUCUACCAUGAAUUGAAUAUGAAGGCAUCCAAGCAAGAAACAACAUAUAAACAUAUGACAAAUACAAUAAAUUCUUUCAAAUUACAAAGCAAACUCAUCGAUUAAAUCAAUAUUGCUAUUGGUUUGUGCAAUUUGCAUUAGACAUCUGGUUUGUAGAAACUGGAAUUUGCAAAAGGGUCAUGAAAAUAUUAUGUGUAUUCCAAGGUAAUAAAUAAAAUAGCCUACUUUAAAAUGUAUAUUCAAAUAGUAGCUGGACAUAUACCCUUUAAUAUUCACAAUUAUCCAGCAUUGAUUUCAACUAACUUGUGCAAGAAUGUACACACAAUUACAUAUUGUUGAUAAAGUUAGUUUAAAAUCAUCAUUAUCGUCUUAUAUUUGCAGUCAAUUGUUUCAGAUCAAAAGCAAACAAAAAUUCGUUAAAAAUCUUUUG
Molecule: messenger RNA, 3295 nt
Organism: Mytilus trossulus (common blue mussel)
Lineage: Eukaryota; Metazoa; Mollusca; Bivalvia; Mytilida; Mytilidae
Exons: 2
Coding region: 237-2390 (717 amino acids)
Source: RefSeq, a predicted model, not a curated record